AUGCAUUUAGAUACUAUUCUCACCAGUGGAGGACAUGGGGUGCUUGCUUUCUACAAACCGCGUGGAGAAGGUCAGGAAAGUUAUUACAGUGAUGAGAGAGAUUCUGAUGAUGGAUUUAACGAGAUUUCGUCCAAGGAUAGUCCAAAUAAAGCUCAGCAUCUUGGUGCCACAAUUUUGGCUUCGAAAUUUGCUGCCAACACAAGGAGAGGAGUUGUUCAGAAGGUUCAGUUUGCUGAUACUGUUUCUUCAAGCUUAAAGAUGCCCAAAUUGUUUAAACCGGAAGAGCCUGAUUUCUCCGAGGAAGUUUAG
Fraxinus pennsylvanica is the source of this 309-nucleotide messenger RNA. The record is from the annotation of a GenBank genome assembly. Lineage: Eukaryota; Viridiplantae; Streptophyta; Magnoliopsida; Lamiales; Oleaceae.